AGCGGACCCGGAGAAGUGUGGGGGGAUGGCGGGUGAGAAGAUGGCUAAAUGUGAACCCUGCGAAAGAAGUUAUGAUAACAUGGUAAAAAUGCUUGAGGAUUUGAACAGGGAUUUGGAAAAGCUUCUGGAAGACAUGGAAAAAUUAUCAGUGCAGGCUACUUGGAUGGCUUAUGAUAUGGUGGUAAUGCGCGCUAAUCCAGACUUGGCCAAUUCAAUGAGACGUCUGGAAGAUGCCUUUCUCACUUGUAAGGAAGAAAUGGAGAAAAACUGGCAAGAAAUGUUGAAGGAGACUAAAAGUGCUGAACCAAAACAAUAACUGUUUUUGAAAUCAGUGGUGGAAGAGUUAGUCUUGAGUAGUGUGCUCAGUGUUUAUUUACAAAAUACAUUUUAAAAAUAUGUUCCUGAGCUGUGUCUCUUUC
Thamnophis sirtalis is the source of this 419-nucleotide messenger RNA. RefSeq names its product synaptonemal complex central element protein 3 (gene SYCE3). The record is from RefSeq and is a predicted model, not a curated record. NCBI's taxonomy places the organism in Eukaryota, Metazoa, Chordata, Lepidosauria, Squamata, Natricidae. Gene Ontology annotation, biological process: synaptonemal complex assembly; reciprocal meiotic recombination; spermatogenesis. Gene Ontology annotation, cellular component: central element.